AUGGCUGCGCUUCUCGCAAAUUUGGCGGCGGGGGCAUCCUUGAGCAGCCAUGCUGCGUUCAUGGAUAUCAAUAAUGUCGCCACUUCAAAGACCAAGGCAAUGGUUUCCGACAUGAGUUUCAACGAAGACCCAGAUGAAAUGUCUGCUACGGGGACUGACUGCAUCCGGGUCACGCAAAGCCAGCGGGUGGUCGCCUGUUUCAAGCACUUCAUCACGUACUCGACCGUGUUAUAA
This is a messenger RNA of Aphanomyces astaci, 234 nucleotides long. RefSeq lists its product as hypothetical. Lineage: Eukaryota; Oomycota; Saprolegniomycetes; Saprolegniales; Verrucalvaceae. Gene Ontology annotation, molecular function: hydrolase activity, hydrolyzing O-glycosyl compounds. The record is from RefSeq and is a predicted model, not a curated record. Bases 1 to 234 code for a protein of 77 amino acids. The transcript is spliced from 2 exons. Gene Ontology annotation, biological process: carbohydrate metabolic process.